AUGUUGUCAACGGACAUUACGCCCUCCAGCCGCCGACGCACUCUACCACCCCUUUUAUCAAUGCUCCAUGUCCUUAACGACGAGUACCGCUACUUCAAUCCCAUCGCCAAUAAGAACACUCCGCAUGGCCUGCCACCCAUCAUCACCACUUCCACCACGAGCAACGCGGAUUCGAUCCCAGUCUUUCCUGCUUGUAGUCGCACCUUCACGUCAUGCAUCGGUCUGAUUUGUCACUUAAAAAUCGAUCGCACCGAAACUGUCGAACCAGUGCCUGACGCAACAGAAUAUAGCCACAGGACCAGUCUCAGCCGCUUCCACUACCCACUCAUAUUCAAUCGUCGCACUGGCAUACCCAGCCUCCUGCACGCGCCGACAGCCGAAAUCACUGUGGUGUCUGCACGCCAAAGCCACCUCGCAAAUCUGCAAGCCUACUAA
Molecule: messenger RNA, 435 nt
Organism: Spirometra erinaceieuropaei
Lineage: Eukaryota; Metazoa; Platyhelminthes; Cestoda; Diphyllobothriidea; Diphyllobothriidae
Source: the annotation of a GenBank genome assembly